AUGUGUCUCACAGACGAGCGCAAGUUCCCCUUCUUCUCCCUUCCAGCAGAGUUGAGAUGUAUGGUUUACCGCGCAAUCCUGACCAUGACCAGCACCAUCACCAGAUCCACCAAAGAGCAUCUCAAAAAUGACGAGCAACCCACGCAAGCCUCCCAGCAGCUCGAACCAAUAACGAAUUUCAACAACCUUGCCUGGUCCUGCAAACAAAUCCGCAGCGAGCUAUUCUACGAGCACAUCGCCUACGUCCUUCCUCUCACGCAGAUCCAUCUGGGCAGCGCCUACCGCACCCCCACACCUUCAGCCCUAGCUUUAACCAAUCAUGCGAUUCUCCAACAGCUACAGUUCUCUGCCUUCCUCACCCAGCACAUCUACCACCGACUCACGAGCACGAGCGCGAACGGGCCAGUGCUGUCGGGUUCAGGCCCGGGUGUGGCCGAGGAGGAGGCCGAGGAGAGGAACGAUAGUGACAAUGGCAGUGACGAGGGUUACUAUGAAUUCGCGCACUUCUUUUGCAUCACACAGUGGUACCAGAUGAGGAGAGUCGAAGAGGAGCAGUAUGAGAGGACUGGGAUUUGGGAGAGGAUGGAAGAGGAGUAUAAGGGUGGCGAUGAGAGUAAGCAUGUUUUCGCUGAAGUCAGGGAGAAGUGGCUUCGUCGAAAUCCGAAACAUAAUAUACCGGCCAAUCUGGACUCUACCCUUCACCGCGGCCUCACCACCGGCCUCGAGUCCCUCGCCCUAACUUGCCGCAAGGUUCGUGACGAAGUACUCCACGAAUACAUGACCCACAUACUUCCCUUUACGCAAAUUCACCUGGGCAGUAAAAACAGAAUCCUCCAAGGGCUCUGGGCGUCUUCCCUCCUUACCCAACACGUCAAACACGUCAGCCUCCUCUGGGGCAGUUGCGUUUGCGCCAGGGAUGGAGAUGUGGUUCAACCUGGGAAUUACCCUGGGGGCCUUCGUUGGCUGUUAAAACUGCAGCAGCUGACGAGUUUGGAGUUGGUGUUUACCGACGCUCGGUACAAUGCUAUGCAAAGAUUUACCAGGAGCGGUUUAGCACUGCCGGUCGCAGCUGACGAGGAUUGGGAUGAGGAGAAUGAUGGCGAUGAGGACUGGGAUGAGGAGAAUAAUGGCGACCAUGACGAGUUUAUGGACUGGUUUUGCUUCGAUUGCUGGGAACAACUAAUGGGCUUGCCGCACACUUUGGAAAAGGUGAUUUUUAAAGUGUGGUGUGGCGCCGGUGAGAACGGCGAGGCUGCUGUCCCUGUUGUCAGAGAGACAUGGGAGGUAACGAAGUGGUUUCGGAGGAUGAAGGUUCUAGAAGAGAGGUAUCAGAGGAGCCGGAAUCUGAAUGUUGAGGAUGGAGUGAAACAUUUGGUGGUGGUGGAGGAGGAAGUGGACGAUGUGGAUGAGAACGAGGAACCGCCAACGUACCGGAUCGAGCAUCACGUCGGCGACGUUGAUGUUGAGUGGCCUCUGUCUGAUACAAUCUGA
Molecule: messenger RNA, 1491 nt
Organism: Neurospora crassa OR74A
Lineage: Eukaryota; Fungi; Ascomycota; Sordariomycetes; Sordariales; Sordariaceae
Exons: 6
Coding region: 1-1491 (496 amino acids)
Source: RefSeq, a predicted model, not a curated record